AUGGAACAACACCGAUACACACCUCAUGACUAUGCGACAUCAAAUGUGUUGGCAUGGACCACGACAAACUCCGCCAAUGUGGAGCCAUCAGUGGAAGAAGAUGCGGGCGCUGAUACGGACGAGCCACCGGAUUGUCCGCCGCCAAUGUCCCCCGUAUCAAAUCACUUCAAGCGAACUGCCAUCCGCCGAGGCAGCGAGCAGCACGAAUCCCUCCUGACCAAGGCUUUCCAAAGCCAUUCAGAUGAGGAAUCUCACGAAGCGACGUCUCUUGCUAGAAGGCGGAGACGCUCCAUCACCAGCAACUUCAGCAUCGCCUCGACUGCUGAGCUGACCUGCGAUACCGGGCUUACCACGCCUGCGCGCACCAGCUCACCCAGCCCUCGCUUCUCCAGCAUCGGCUUCGUUCCCCUCAUGGGCAAGACGCCCGUGCCGGUUGUGCGCGCUGAGCGGGAUAGCGACGCCGCUGUACAGGCCUUGGCCAAGAAGAGAUGCAUCUCUUUUGCCUGCGCGGCGAAGCCCAAGACCGAUGACAAGGUCUCGAUGCCACCACCUCCCAAACCCACAGAUAAUGGGACGAAGUCGCAAGCGGCACCGAAGAAAACCACCAUCAAGUUCGCCUGCCCCGCUGCGCCCCCCAAGACGGCGAGCACACAGACUCGCCCGAUGACUCCUGUUCCCAGAGAUGUUCGUGUUCAGAAGCCACGGACUCCCUCGACGGUUCGGGCACGGCCCUCGACACCCCGCAGAACUUCCAACAGCCCCAUUGCCAUUCAGAGCAAGAAGUGGAUUGCUGCUAAUGCCAAUGACCUUGACAGCGAGAAUGCUCACUUUCACGAGUUCGCCAGUGAAACUCCCCAAGAAGAUGACUGGAUCAGGCAUGAUGAUGUCCACAAGCCCAAGCUGACCAUCCAGGAUACGCUUCAAAAGGAGAUGGAGAUCCGGAAGCUCGGCAAGGAAGCUGAAGAGGAGGCGGAGGCUGAGGAGGAAGAGCUCGAUGAAGAAGUGGAUGAGGACGAAGAUGGCGAGGAAGAUGAGGAUGACGAUGAGUCUCCGAAUGGCGAUGAUGGGGACGACGAUGAUCUGGACGACGAGGCUGACGAGGAAGAGGUUGAAGAGGAAGAGGAAGACGACGUCCAUGUUGGAUACAACUGGGAUGACGAGGCUUCUGACGGCUACAAAACCGACAACGAAAUUGGUUUUGCCGAGUCCGACGAUGAAGAUGAUGGGUUACUUCUCUGGACCACCCGCGUUGGUCACCAUCAGACUCUGUCUGGGGCUGUUUUGUCGGCUGCUCGGAGACUGUCUGUCGGCGAGAGUUCUGAUUCCUCUGCCGGUGAAGGCAAGUCGAGCCUUGUUCGCAAGAAGACAAAGCGCUCCAGAUCCCGCCCCGCACCCUUCCGCCCUGCCACUCCUGAGCUUCCCGACAGCACCGAUUUUGUCUGCGGUACUUUGGAUGAGGACAGGCCGCUGGAGGAUGCCUACAUCUCUUGCGUGGAGGCGCGGAAGCGCGACAAGGUGCCAGUCAUUCCUCAGGACAUCGAUCCCAGUUUCCCCACCUCGGACAUCGAAGACGAACCCGAAGAGCCCUAUGGCAAGGGUUUUGGAGAGAGCGACGAGCAUGGCUGGCUUCACGGCGAGUUCGAGGACCUGCACCACGAGCGUGACCGUCGCGGACGCAAGAGCGGCAAGGGCCCAUCUCCCAAGCGAUUCCGCUCGCCCCCUCCCAAGCGCCGUCUUUCUCCCGCCCCUAAGAUGCGCGGCCGUUCUCCCCUCAAGCCCACUGAGCGCGCUUCCCCUCGCAGGUUCAAGUCACCGGCCCCGAUUUCCAUGGCGUACAGGUCUUCUGCCUCGUCCUCACCUGGUCAGGACAGCGAUCACGUUGCUUUCAAGGCACUUGCAUUCCGCCCUGGUCUCGGCCUCCCCCACACCAAGUCCCUUCCCAAGGCACCGGGCAUGUUUCUGAAGCAGAAGGCCCGCAAGGCCAAAGUUGCCGCCGAGGAGAAGGACUCGACCCAUGUCCGCGGUGCCAUUGACAUCGUCAAGGGUCUCGAACAGAAGAGACAGCGCCGCAAGGAAAAGUACUACCAAAAGUACUGCAGCCGCGCGCGCAAGGAAAAGGCGAAGGAGAAGGCUCACCCGAAACGCACGAUCCCCGGCGAGGGAGCAGAGCGUAUGAGGGAGCUUGGUCUCACGAUGGCAGGCAAGAAUCCCGGUCAUUAUGUUCUUUCCAUCUAA
This is a messenger RNA of Podospora pseudopauciseta, 2235 nucleotides long. RefSeq lists its product as uncharacterized. The coding region runs from base 1 to 2235 and encodes 744 amino acids. The record is from RefSeq and is a predicted model, not a curated record. The transcript has a single exon. Lineage: Eukaryota; Fungi; Ascomycota; Sordariomycetes; Sordariales; Podosporaceae.